Tachysurus vachellii is the source of this 3091-nucleotide messenger RNA. RefSeq names its product urotensin-2 receptor 4 (gene uts2r4). Gene Ontology annotation, cellular component: membrane. The record is from RefSeq and is a predicted model, not a curated record. The coding region runs from base 612 to 1706 and encodes 364 amino acids. Gene Ontology annotation, biological process: blood vessel diameter maintenance; neuropeptide signaling pathway; regulation of blood pressure. The transcript has a single exon. Lineage: Eukaryota; Metazoa; Chordata; Actinopteri; Siluriformes; Bagridae. Gene Ontology annotation, molecular function: urotensin II receptor activity.
AUUCGGGUAGCCCAAAGUGAGCUUCUCCUAAAUCUAACAUGUCAUGUGCAGUUGCACGUAAGUGUGAGUGAGAGUUUUAAGAGGUGGGUGACAGAGAAAGAGGGACAAAGAGAAAGAAAGUUGGAUAGGAGAGAAGAGAGAGACACUUAGCAAGACAGCUAAUUGGUUUCAAACAUAUCAACUAUUGACACUUAUCAACAACGCUUUGGAUAAAGGAUACGGAUUCCAAAACCUGGAUGGAAACAUUAAAAGCUUUCUGCAUUGCAGAUGAAGGAAGUCAGAAAAGUUGUGUUUGUGUUUCAAGAAACUUCUGCUUCGUUUUACGGACGCUGAUCGGUGAUAGACCAUCGGGGCACUUCAAGCUCUUUUCUGUGAAGAUUUCUAUAAUGGGAUUGUUUAAGACUCAUGAAUUGACAUCUCUAAGGACUAGUCCAUCAUGUCUACAUCUUUGUUGAUGUUUUAAGAGAAAAAAGAGGAGACUGAGUAUUGCCUUUUCACUCAUUUACAAGUGUAUCUUAGAUCUGUUGGAAUUUUAAAGAGAUGGUUCCCUCCAAUACCCAUUAAAGCACUCUGAGUUUUUUUUUUUAAAGUUGAGUGGCAUUCUGUGGAUCAUGAGCAUGGUGCCCAAUUCCAGCAUCUCCAUCCCUUCCAACUCGGGCACCAGUGGAUCUGGAAGUGGCUCAAGUGGAGGUGGAACAGGCAACGUGUGGGUAACUCCUCUUCUUGGUGCAACCCUGAUCACCAUGUGCAUCCUUGGCAUGGUAGGAAAUGUUUACACACUGGGUGUGAUGCGCUCUGCAGUUUUGCGGCGCUCUGGUUCUAUGUAUGUCUUCAUUGUUAAUCUGGCGGCAGCUGACCUGCUCUACCUGGGCACCAUCCCAUUUGUGGUAUGCACCUAUUUUUUCCACGACUGGUUCUUUGGUGAGACAGGUUGUCGGGUCUUGCUUAGCCUUGACCUGCUUACCAUGCAUGCCAGUGUCUUUGCCCUUGUGGCCAUGAGCCUUGAACGGUAUCGUGCCGUUGCAUCACCAUUCCGUGCCCGUCGUUCUGCCACUGACUCUGCCCGACGUCACUGGCUAGCAGCUCUUGCCAUUUGGGGUGCUGCCUUGGCACUCACAUUACCCAUGAUGGUGAUGAUCAGACUGCGGGAGGGGCGUCCAGGAGCCUCCGGUCUUGUCAAGCGCAUCUGCUUCCCCACAUGGACGCCUGAAGCUUUCAAAGCCUACCUCACUGUUCUGUUUUUCACUAGCAUGUUGGUGCCAGGGCUAGUCAUGGUGGUCCUUUAUACAGGGUUGGCUCGACACUACUGGACCGCGCAGUCCAAUCUCACACGUGGAGGAGCAGAAAACAAGAACAGCAUCCGUCUUUCCAUCUCUUCUUGCUCGUCUAGGCGAAAAAGGCUUAAGCACAAGGUGGUCUGCAUGAUCUUCAGCAUUGUCGUGGCUUAUUGGGCAUGCUUCCUGCCUUUUUGGGGUUGGCAGAUGGCCAAACUUUUCUCAGCCGAAUCCCUGCGCUCACUGACACCUGCCACACACACCUAUGUCAACUUCUUUGUUACAUGCCUUACAUACGGCAACAGCUGUAUAAACCCGCUGCUCUACACGUUGCUCACCCGCAACUAUAAAGACUACCUGGCGCAAAGAGGACAGGCUUCAGGCUCCAGCCGUAUUGACCAUGGCUCAGGGUCAGGGAUCAAUGAUCUGUAGAUUCAAUUAUCUAUAAGGGGAAUGGCUGACAUGAAAAACAUCGCAUCAUCCCAUCCACCUCCAUGCAGACAGAACAAUGAAAUAAUGGACCAGGGUUCAACACAAGCCAAGGAUACCAAAAACUACGAUUGGGAACCACAUAGUUUCAUAGAUUAUGCAAUAACAUGAGCAACUAUCAGAUCAAGUUUAAAUUCAUCUGGAAUUUUGGAAAAAAGCCUUGUAUGCGAACGACAUCCAAUGUAAUGGACAGCUGAUGAUUUAAAUAAGCUGCUUGACACAACUUUCUGAACCUAAAGGUUGCAAUGGAUUCAUCUUAAUUUGUGACAUGGCUCAUUGUUAGUGCUUUGUUGAUAUUUAAGAUAGAUUAUCUUCAUUAUGUUUGAUAUGCUGGACAAUGUUAGUGCAUCCCAUGUCUAAAGGUGUGUUUUGCUGUGUUUAGCAAUUCUCUAAAAACCUUUAAAGUUAAAAUAAACAUAUCAAGUUCUUAUUACUAAGAUCACCAGUGGUAUUUUCAGUAAUGAUAUUGUUAUGGGGAUGGACACACACUGAAUUGCAGGCAUGUGUGUACGUAUCUAACCAUCUAACCAUAAAGGCAUGGAUAACCAGGUUGGACAUGUCUGCACGGUUCCCUUACACUCCGGAAUGUUACUCCAGGCUGAUAAAUUCCUCACUUUAGUCCACAGGGCUUUUCGAGUAGCAAUGCAAAUUAUUCCUACUCAGCUGCUAAAGCAGAUAAUAAUGCUGACAAUACAGAUGACCUGAUUAAUGCACCAUGAACCAUGUGACCUUCGGCUUGGUGAAAUCAUUGCGGUACUGUACAGUAGCGUCACUGAUAAGUCACUAUUGGAGAAGAGACUUUUAAAAGCCAAAUUAUACUUUCUGCUAACUUGUACUGUUACGUACAGUACAUAGGUUUGUUUCCUGAUCUGUAAGUGCAAAGCAAAUUAUGGCUCUGGUUUGUAACUCAUAUUUGCAUUACAAAGUUGAAGCAUUAUUUCCUAGAUCUUUCGUAAAAGUCCUAAAGUUCCCAAUAUUUUCAUAAACAAAAAUAGAUGUAAGAUAAGUAAGGAAUUAAACAUGGUUGGGGUGCCAUUUAAAAAUAAAAUAAAAAAUCAACAAUAGAAUAACUUGAUAUGUUACCAUUCCAGACUACUGUAUGUCCUUAAGUGUUUUAUUCCUUUCACAGAAAUUUGCCAACUAUGACAAUUUUUUUGUAUUAAAGAAUGGAAUAUUGUAAUUUUUCUCAAUGUAUACUUACUUUAAGGGCGAGGUGGUCAACUCUUUUACCCAAUGGGCGAUUUCUAGACAACUUAGACAGUUUUUAUAUUGAAUGCUUUGACUGAUUUGUUCAAACCAAUUCAAAUAAAGCCCUCCUCCACUUUCAA